UAAAGUAGCGCGUGAGGAUUUUAGCACCAUAAUUGGCUCAACUCCGGAGAUUGUAGUCUACAAAGGAACAAUGAAGGAUGGACCUGAGGUUUUUGUCAUAUCAUUAUGUGCCUUUGAAGGUUAUGAUCUGGCAAGGUUGAGUCAUGAGAACAUAGCAAAGUUUCUGGGCUAUUGCAGAGAGAGUGACCCAUUCUCGAGGAUGUUACUCUUUGAGUACGCAUCAAAUGGGACCCUGUACGAGCACCUACACCAUGGAGAAGAGGCCCAAUUCUCUUUGCUCAAACGAAUGAAAAUAGCCAUCAGCAUCGCCCAAGGUUUAAGGUAUCUGCACACCGAGUCGCAGCCGCCUUUCGCUAUAUCAGAGCUGAACUCCAAUUCAGUAUACGUUAUAGAAGAUUCUACCCCCAAGGCUGACGACGUCGUCUACUGAAGCCCCACC
Molecule: messenger RNA, 439 nt
Organism: Triticum aestivum (bread wheat)
Lineage: Eukaryota; Viridiplantae; Streptophyta; Magnoliopsida; Poales; Poaceae
Product: probable LRR receptor-like serine/threonine-protein kinase At1g63430
Exons: 4
Coding region: 71-430 (119 amino acids)
Biological process (GO): protein phosphorylation
Molecular function (GO): ATP binding; protein kinase activity
Source: RefSeq, a predicted model, not a curated record